Molecule: messenger RNA, 2093 nt
Organism: Solanum dulcamara
Lineage: Eukaryota; Viridiplantae; Streptophyta; Magnoliopsida; Solanales; Solanaceae
Product: pectinesterase/pectinesterase inhibitor PPE8B-like
Exons: 3
Coding region: 313-1917 (534 amino acids)
Biological process (GO): cell wall modification
Molecular function (GO): pectinesterase inhibitor activity; pectinesterase activity
Source: RefSeq, a predicted model, not a curated record
UGAUGAGGUUAACAAAUAGGUCAACACGAGAGGUGAGAGUCUUAAAUCCAUGCACAUUCCCUUCUACUUAUAUAUAGAUCUCUUCCCUCUGCUCCCAAUCUUCAAUGCUCUCACCUGUCCCCUAACCACAACAAUAAAUGAUCGUCUCUCUCUUUCCCCUUUCCUCCCCUUCUAUAUAUUCAUUAAUUGAUCCCUUCUCCUAUUAAUAAUUACGACUAGGUUAUUAUCAACCAAAUUUUUGAUCCAUAGGCGCACUAGCCAAAAUUAAACUACGUGCAUGUUCAAAAAUUAAUUUAAGUGUGGGACGUCAUUAUGGGUAAUUUAUUUUGUGGAGUGAUUUUGGUACUUUUAUGUAUAAGUAGUUGUCCUUCGAUGAGCUGUGGGGUGGAGGAGGAUUUUUUUCAAUCAGAAUGUUUACAAGUGCCAGCUUCGGAGUUUGUGGGAUCGGUUAAGUCCACGAUCGACACUGUCCGGCAAGUGACUUCCAUAGUGUCCAAAUUCGCUAGCUUCAUUGGCGAUUUUCGACUUUCUAAUGCCAUUUCUGAUUGCCUUGAUCUGCUGGAUCUCUCAGCAGAUGAACUUACUUGGACUCUUACUGCUUCUCAGAAUCCCAAAGGGAAAAAUAACAGCACAGGUAAUCUAAGUGAAGAUUUGAAGAAUUAUUUAAGUGGAGCACUAAUUAAUCAAGACACAUGCAUAGAAGGAUUUGAUGGAACAAACGGGCUUGUCAAGAAUUUGGUUGCGGGAAGUCUCAACCAAGUCACUUCAUUAGUCCGCGACAUUCUUUAUAUGGUCCGCCCCGUUCAUAAGAACGCCCCCGAGGCCAAUGGUGGACGUGGGAAGCCGUGGCAGUGGUCCCGAGAAAGGAAAUUAACGUCAAACGAAGUAGACAAAAACUCAUUCCCUUCAUGGCUUAAACAAAAAGAUCGAAAAUUGUUGCAAGCAUCAUCUCCAACUAAAGGGAUAGUUGCAGAUGCUGUGGUAGCUCUUGACGGAGCUGGUAAUUUUACGCAUAUUAAAGAUGCCAUAGAAGCAGCACCACAAUUAAGUACAAAAAGAUUUGUGAUAUAUAUCAAGAAGGGAAUUUAUAAGGAGUAUGUGGAGAUUAGCAAGAAGAAAUGGAACAUUAUGAUGAUUGGUGAUGGAAUUGAUGUUACUGUUAUUUCUGGGGAUAGAAGUUUUAUUGAUGGAUGGACCACUUACAGAUCUGCAACCUUUGCUGUGAAAGGUCAAGGAUUCAUUGCACGGGACAUAACAUUUGAGAACACGGCAGGACCUGAAAAACACCAAGCAGUUGCAUUUCGAUCUGACUCUGACUUGUCCGUCUUGUUCAGAUGCGCGGUGAGGGGCUACCAGGACACUCUCUACGCCCACUCCAUGCGACAAUUCUACAGAGACUGUACUAUUACUGGCACCGUUGAUUUUAUUUUCGGAGAUGGCACAGCCAUCUUCCAAAACUGUCAAAUAUUAGCGCGAAAGGGAUUGCCACAACAAAAGAACACAAUUACAGCUCAGGGUCGAAAGGAAAUUGCUGAGACAACAGGGUUCACCAUCCAAUUCUCCAACAUAUCUGGUGAACCAGAUCUAAUAGCUUCCCUCAACUCUACAUACACAUAUCUUGGAAGGCCAUGGAAGACGUAUUCGCGAACUGUGAUCAUGCAAUCUUACAUGAGUAACGUAAUUAGGCCUCAGGGGUGGUUAGAGUGGAAUGGUAAUAUGUCGCUUGACACAUUGUAUUACGCAGAGUAUCAGAAUUACGGGCCUGGUGCUGGUUUGAGUGGUAGAGUCAGUUGGCCUGGUUAUCAUCUACUCAAUGAUUCAUCACAGGCAAAUAAUUUUACAGUAGCUCAAUUCCUCUUGGGCAACUCAUGGCUGCCUCCUACGGGAGUCAAGUAUAUUGCUGGUCUAGCGGUUUAAUUUGAGCAAAGUUACCAAUAUCUUUAUCCAUAUAUGUCCUUUUUUUUUUUUGUUACCACAUCAGUUAUUUCUCUGCUGAUAUUCAUAUUUUGUACUUUUUUGGUUGCCAUUUGAGUGAAUUGGACUUGGUGAUUUAAGACAAUUUAUACUGAUGAUUUCUUUCUAUUUACUCAUCA